CUUAGAAAGUCAGUCAGAGAGUCAGUGGGUAGGUCUAAGUGGUGUCUAAGUGGUGAGGAGUGGGACAGUCAUUGUCGUGCACCUGACACCAUGGAUGACUACCCGAUGUACGGUCUGCUCGUGGGGUUCUCCCUCUGGGGAACCCUUUGGCGUCUCCUCUUUCCCCUGGGAUUCUGGAACACUCUUACGUGCAGAGUAGAAACCAGGGUUGGUGUGAGCACCACUCCCUACACCCAAGAACAGGAGGAGGAGGCUGCGAAGAUCUUGGUCGAGCAGAAGGCCAAGAAGGAGAAGAGGGAGGUAGUAAAGCAGGCCAAAAAGUUGGCCUUAAUGCAGAAGCAGGCUGCGAAAAGGAAGAAGUUGGAGGAGGAGCUAGAAAGGAUGAAAAAGGAGGAAGAAAAAAUGAAAGCAGUGGAUGCAGAAGAAGAAGAAGAAGAGAAAAAGGUGGCAGAAGAAGUUCCCCUGAUCAGGAUUUUGAGAGACAAAGGGGAGUCCAGUGGCACAAAGAAGGAGGGGGACUAAGAGUUCGAGCGUGAAAUGAUGAUGCACGUGGGCACAAAAGUAAAGGCGAGGCUAGAGAGCACUGAGCGAUUCAACACGGGCGCCAUAGAGGGCGCAAGGCUUGCAGCCCCAAGGGAAGAGGAGGCCCGUCCCCGUAGGGACCCUGUCAAAGUUAAGUUCCCCGAUUCCUACAAUGGGAAGAAGAGAGAGAACUUUGACAACUGGGAGGUGAACAUUAACUCUUAUGUUCACCUCCAAAAGAUCAUACCUGAGGAGCAAGUCCUCAUUGCCUUCCACGCUCUCAAAGACGAAGCAGCAAGCUUCGCCAGGUCACUUGCCCUCGCUGCUAAAUGCGAUAACGAUAUGGUAGCGUACUCCACGAUUACCCCCUUGAACGAAUUCUUUAAGCUGCUGCGCGAGACAUUUGUUGAUGUCACUAGGGGGAUUAGAGCCUCUGACAAGCUCCAGAUUAUCCACUCACGCCAGUGGAAAAGUGCCAGGGCACCCAAGGGAGUAAUGGAUGAGUUGGUAGGUGUCCCUGACCAUGGGGUUACUGAGAUCCAACAGGUCAACCUAUUCAAUUGUGGCAUGCCCGAGCCUUUGCGCCGACACUUCUUUGAGAAGAGCCAGGAAUCUAUCAUGACCUACGAUACUCUGAGUAGGGAAGCGGUAGCGUUUGAAGCGCAGUCCAUGCCAGUUUCCACUUUCUGGCGUAAGGACCUCGAUAAGGGCAAGAAGUGGAAAGGCCAUACCAUCUCGGGUCAGGUCAAGGGCAAGGAUCACCUGAUCCUUACAUUAGAUGCGGGUGGUAUGGAACAUGUGCCCUAUGAUCAGAUAGAGUGGGGCCUAGAGGAAGGGGAUAGUGGCGAGAGUCAGGGGAGGACUUACGCUACUGUCGCGGCUGGAGGGAGGCCGCAAGAAAGAGGAGGAGGCCGGGGCCAAGGGGGCCAGACUUCCAGUGGUCGAGGACAGGUCGAUCAAGGGGUUGGUGGUAGAGGAGGCCGCCAAGCGGGAGUCCUCAAGGUAGCCGAUCCAUCUUUGCCUUUUGUCGUCAGACUCGUCACCACUGACUUCAGCCAGUAUGGUACAGGUGCUGUUCUAGAGCAAGAUGAUGGCAAUGGCUAUAGACCCGUAGAGUUCAUGUCUGCUAGGAUGCCUUCAGAGAAGGUUGCGACAUCUACCUAUGAGAGGGAGCUCUACGCUCUCAAGCAAGCAUUAAAUCACUGGAAGCACUACUUGCUUGGGAGGCACUUCAAAGUCUACUCAGACCACGAGACGCUGAGAUGGCUAAAGACGCAGGCCAAGAUGACACCUAAGCUUACUAGGUGGGCCGCCCAGAUAGAUCAGUUUGACUUUGAGCUCAAGCCAGUGAAAGGAAAGUAUAAUGUAGUUGCGGAUGCUUUGAGUAGGAGGGCUGAUUACUUUGGAGCGAUAGUUCACUAUUUGGAUAUAGGCCGAGACCUGCAACAGAGAGUUAAGGAAGCGUAUGCGCAGGACCCUAUCUAUAGUGACCUCCUCGAAAGAGUUAGGGAGGCUCCAAAGACUGAACCAGAUUACCGCACUACAGGCGGGUUGUUAUUCGAGAAGACUAACGUAGCUGACCGUUUGUGCAUUCGUGAUAACGAAGAGAUCCGCAGUUUGAUCUUAGGGGAAUGCCACGACUCAGAGGGACAUUCUGGUUGGCAAAAGACAUUAGCCAACCUCAUACGCGUGUAUGGAUGGCCAGUUCCCACUGUUGCGGUUCCCACCGCCGCCGCUUCCACCGCUGUGGUCUCCACUGCUGCAGUUUCUACUGCUGCUGUUUCAACUCUGGGUUUCACUCCGGCAGUUUCUGCUACGGAAGUUGCCUCCGCUGCGGUCCCUGCUACGAAAGUUGCCUUUGCUGCGGUUCCUGCUACAACAGUUGUCUCUACUGCGGUUCCACUAUUUACCACCGUGGUUCCUGCUACAACAGUUGUCUUUGCUGCGGUUCCACUUUGUACCACUUCCUCUGCUUCUGUAGCUCGAAUUUCUCAUGCUAUAGUUUUUACUGGUAUAGCUUCCUCUACCCCAGCCCGACRCUCGCGUCCUAUGUUCCGACAUCCUGCCCAAUCCACCCCCCUUUCAUCCCUUUCUGUGCUUGGCCGCAGACGGCUGCGUUCCUCCUCGCCACCCCCAUCUCCUCCACGGUCUCGUUUGAGAACCGAUUCUCUGGUUUCUAUUCUUCCCAUUGUUCCGCCUUCAUUGCCAGUGACAUCCUCAUCUUCUGUUAAAAACAUCGCCACUCCUCUUAUUGUGUAUCAUCGUCGACGACAUGCACAACACCGCCACUUGGCCAGGGAUCAGCGGACUGCUUCUUUGUCUACCCCAAUUUUCUCUGUGCCGCCUCCACAGGUUGUUGCGGUUCCGUUGUCCCAAACGGAUACAUCCACUCCUAUGCCUCCUGCAGACAGUCCAGCUGCUUGGACACAGCCACAGCACCAUGUUUUAUGCCCUUCCAUGUUCGUUUGUCCCCCAGCUGUACAACAUGCGGCCCCGAACGCUGAGGGCCUGGAACAUGAUCAGCUCGGACUGCAUUUAACCCCGCAAGGCAUAGACCACACGGGGGAUUUGCAAAUGGCUGACCAGGAUCAUAUGGAUGAACCGCAUACUUGUGCCCCACCCUCUGUGGCCCCGAACGCUGAGGGACUGGAACAUGAUCUGCUUGGACUGCAUUUAAUCCCACAUGGCGCAGACCCCAGGAGGGAUUUGCAAAUGGCUGACCAGGAUCAUAUGGAUGAACCGCAUUCUUGUGCACCACCCUGCGCAGACCCCACGGGUGAUCUACAAAUGACUGACCAACCAAACCAGCCUGAGAUCCCCGCCAAUCUCUGUGGUCUGACUGCAACUAAUAGCUGCCUUCACAUUUUCAAUCGGCCGUUGUAUACACCAUCAGACUUCCUUGCAAUUGCCCUACAGCUUGAUGUUGAUCUCGCUAAUCUCGCUGAUCCACCCGACCUACAGCCAGAGCAUCGUAAUUACACCAGGGAAGGAGGUUUUACCAUUGCUGUCCUAGAAAUAGCGAUGAGGAACUGCCAGCUUGAACUACGCCAUGCUCUACCAGGUGAGUUGUUUAACCCUCCAUCCCACAUCACUGCCUGCAUUGUGCACGGGCCUGGCCAUUACAUGGCUAUUGUACACGCCUCUGACCAUUGGGAGGUGUGGAACGACGGUGUCAUGGUCCAUGCCAUGAUUGAUAUUACUGAUUUCUUACUCUAUGAUGCUGUUCUCUUGCCACAUCAAACUGUCCGCAAUCUCCUUUAUGUCGAAGAUCAUUCCUCUGCCACCACAGUGCAGCAGGGCAUCUCGAUCAAGGAGUAUUUGCAAAGCUUGCAAAGUCAUUUACACAGUGCCGAACAUCAUCUGAAGGAUUUGAAAGCCACAAUAGAGGGGCAAACUUCGAAGCUGCAGCUUGAAGAGGUGAAUCGCAGAAAGAUGGAACGUGAGCUUGAAGAGGAAAGGAGAGCAACCUUACAACUACGGAACCUGCUCGACAGUGCUGUGGAAGAUCAAAAGUCUCUGGAAGAGGACUUGCGGAGAACCAUAACAAGGUUGGAGAUGGAGAAAGCUUCGGAAGCAGGGAAGGCUUCGUCACUGGAGAAGAAUGUGGUGAGACUGAAAAAGCGAAAACGGAGGUUGGAGAAGGAGAACCAGCAUCUGGAGAUAAAAUGCAAAGAGGCAGAGAUAGAGAAGGAGCGAUUGGAUCUUCAACUGUCAACCUUACGUUCUGAAAAGACGACCUUAGAGACCAAGAAUAAAAGGCUUAAAUUGAGAAAGCAGAAGUGGAUCGAAGAGAGGACGUUGCUCAUGGAGAGAGUUACUCAGAGGGAGAAGGCUGUAAUCAUCGAAAGCAAACGAGCAGACGAGGCGGUUUAUGAAAAGCAACUCAUGGCUAAGAAACUACAGGAUGCAGUAUGCGAGCUUACAAUGAAGGAAGAACGAAUCCAAGAGCUUCAGAAGGAGAACAAGAAGCUGCGGAGAGAGUUGCUGAGCUCCAGGGAGAAACACGAGCAGCUUGCGGAAAUCGCUAGAGAAGACGCUCCUGGGAAGAUGAAAAAGAAGAAGAAGAAGAACAAGAAGAAGAAGCAGCAGCAGCAGAAGCAACAGGAGGAAGAGGAGGAGGACGGGCAAAAGGCAGACCCUGCCUCUAUACCAGGAAUGGUGAAUGAGCAACUGCAACCCAUGGACGAACCACAGACAGGCAACAAACCGGCAAAGCUUUCUCGGUGUAAUCCUGCCAGUGCAGCCUUACAAGCUCGUUGCGAGGGGAAGAGGAAACGAGACAGCUGCCAGGUUGAUGACAAUGUAUCAGCUGAGGUGAAUAUGAGGUCAAGGUGCCGGCCUCAGUAGUAACACGGCAGAACCAACUUCCUUUGUUAAGUUACUGCUGGCAUGGUACCGUCUUCCCCUGAACACAACUCGUACAAACGGAUAGGCUGCUUUCCAUUCGAAUACAAUGAAUAUGCGUUCUAUUCGAACAGCCCUGAUUUUAAAAUACAACACGCGUGUGUUGUAUUCGAAUUUCGGAAAUUUAAAAAACUCGAAUACAACGCAUGUGCGUUUUGUUCGAGGGAAGGUGGUAGUCAAGAUGUGGACCUCAGUAGCAACACGGCAGAAGCAACGUCCUUCGUUAAGCUAGUUACUCCUGGCAUGCUCCCUUCAAGGAAGAGUUGCAAUUCCCUCAGCUGUGUUGAAAUAUUUCCCGUCGCCAUUCUUGUAAGAAACAAGUUUCCCUCGACGGCACUGACAAGUUUUGUGUCGCCCGCACAAAGCCCCCUAUGAUGGGAAUGUGCUUGUGCAUGCUGCCUUUUUCAAGGGUUGUAUGUUCUGGAAAUGUGAGAAAGAGGUUUUCACUAUUCGCUAUUUAGCAUUUCCAAGUCAGUGUGACAUAUGUGAAAGGCAUGCCGUCCUGCAUUGCCAGGAGAUAACGCGACCUUGAUGCGGGAAAUGCGAUCCGUCUGUGCUGGUGAGACAUGGUACUUGGGACAUGGUAGGUGGUGCGAAAAUGCGGAUGAAAAGGGAGAUGACAAACACACCACGAUCUCCCGAAAAAUCAGGCCAGCGGCUGCAGACAAAGAGGAAAGAAAACAAAUUAUGGGCAUCGGAUCAUCAGUCCAACAGUGCAACUGAAAAAGGGUGGGUCUCCUCGUAGCCGGGGUGUUCAAGAAAGAUAGCUGCGGUUUAAGGAAGGUAAGGAUUUACGAGCAUUGAUAUGAUUGUUGAAGGCUGUGUACGGAAAGGGAAGAGGAAGAAGGAAAUGGGAAAUUGGCAAAUUGCAAAGAACACAGGAUGUGUGAAAGAGUCAAGAGGCAGUCACAGAGGAAGUUAUGGGACAGUUAGCAAUGGUGACAAUGUCGGGUUGAACUGAGAUAAAAAAAAAAUGCCGAAAAAGAGAUGGAAAAGCUGUAUCAUAUUAUCCAUAUAUGUACAUCAAGAAGAGCACACAUACGUUGCUUAUAAGUUCAAAAGUUCAAUCGAUGGGGCACAGCAGGAAUUAAAUGAGAUUGCGGAAAAAAAACGAAGUAUGCCGUCCUUCGGGACAUCUGUUAAAAUUGGAACGAUACAGAGAAGAUUAGCAUGGCCCCUGCGCAAGGAUGACACACAUAAAUCGAGAAAUGGUCCAAAAAAAAAAAACAAAAAAAAAAACGAAGUAUGCGCAACAGGUAGUUCUGAAUCCUCGCUGCUUGUAGAGCAUGGGCGAUCAUGAUAAGGUCUGCAGAAGAAGGGGCAAAACUGUAAACUGAUUCACUCAAUUUCUUUGUUUUUUCUUUUCUUUUCUUUUCUUUUCUUUUCUUUUCUUUUCUUUUUGUAAGAAAGAUGUGUAUAAGACUACCAACAAGCUGCAAAAGAAUACAGAUUGUGAAACAAGCGGAGGUGAAGGCUAAGUAGAGUUUCAUGAACAGGUAGACGUGAGCAUAUGGGAGAGUACACAAAGUGUCGAUGCUUUGGAGAGAAAGAUGAUGAUGGAUGGUUUCUCAGCAUGGAAGGGACUUGGUACUCGGUGUUACUGGGACAUGGUACUUGAGUACUGGGAUGUGGUACUUGGUGGUACUGGGACAUGGUGCUUGGUGGUAUUGGGACAUGGCACACUGGAGGAGAGUAAGGAUGGAACAAUGAAACCACUGGAUUUGGGUUGGCUGAUGUCUGGCGAACCAGAUUGACACUUUGCAGAAUGGAAGGAGGCAUGCAGGACCAUAAGGUCGUGGCAUUCUCUUUUUCCUUGUCUUCUUUUUUUGCUUUGUUUUUGGAACUUUUUUUGGGUUCCCUGGGGGGAGCUGAUGUCAGUGGGAAUGGAGCGUGACAUGAAACACACAGGGUGAAGGGUAAGAUCGUAUUGUGGGAGGAAGCGUUUGGUCUGAGGGGUAAUGCCAGGGAUGAGGAUGGGGGCGAUUGGAAGUGGGCAAGGGGGAGGAGACAUAAUCAGGGAAAAAUAUGGGCAAGAAGAGGUUAUGGCGGUGCCGCCGGUGUGCAUCAUAAUACACUGUAGGCCGUGUCAGAGCGGAAGAUGUACUAGAAAAUGGAUCACGGGAGGCACGGAAACCUCAUCAGGAUGAAAAGCUAGAGCUGGAGGCCGACCGGGUCGAAUGGAUGUUACUUCAGGUAGUAGUACAUAUUCAGUUUGGUUAGGUGCAGUUGUUCUUGUGUAUUCAACAGAGACCCUUCACUCCUCUUGUUCGUCUUCCUUCGCUGCUUGAUCACCUACAGAAGCACGGGCGCUAGAAGCACCAGCGCCAUCAGGAAAGCAACGGACUCGACUGACCAGCUGCGACCCUCCCAUAGGUAUCCCUUUCAAGUCUUUGAGAGAGCACCGAGCAUGUUCAACAGAAGACUUGCUUGUAGAUAUUCUUUGUCUGGAUUCUUUGUCCUUGUCUAUCUUCAGCUGUUUGUCUGCAAGAGGACCCUACAGGGCACGAUAACACAGGCUGCAUCGGUGCAUGUACGGAUGCCCAGGCGUGCAUGUCGCAAGACGACAGUUUUGACCCUGUGGCAGGAGGGCUGGAUUCGUGAGUGCCGUAGCAAAUGUACUUCCUAACUCUACGCAGUUCUUAGCCUUCCCCGCAGCCGUGCAAGCUUUCGCCUUCUCCCUCUUUGGUUCUGUUAGUUUUUCUUACCAAGUUGGAGCCUUCUUUCGACUAGUGUUUUUUUUCAAGUUGGAGUGCUUCACUGAGUCCAAGCAUGUGUGUUCUGUAGGAUUCUUUUUGACCAGAGGAUGGAUGAUUGUGGACAGGCAGUUGGCCAGGUACAUUUACCAUAACUGAGGUGCUGAGCUCUGGUAUUUGUUUUUUUAGGACUGAGUUACUGAGAUCUGCUAUGGUUCGCAACAGACGUGGCACUCCAAUUUUUUUAAUCUGUUGCCCACUGUUACACAACCACUUUAAGGCAUACGUACUAAGGACCUUUUUGGGCGAAUGUGGCCGUUAUUACAGUCCGAUACCACCAGAAAACUCCCCAGUGCGAGUAUGCCCUUGCUCCUGGCAGCAGGCACCGUGCCAUUCACAGAAAAUGGGGUGCAUGUGUGCUUCAUGGGUCUCUUUGUA
Molecule: messenger RNA, 8057 nt
Organism: Chara braunii
Lineage: Eukaryota; Viridiplantae; Streptophyta; Charophyceae; Charales; Characeae
Source: the annotation of a GenBank genome assembly